This is a messenger RNA of Aspergillus lentulus, 417 nucleotides long. NCBI's taxonomy places the organism in Eukaryota, Fungi, Ascomycota, Eurotiomycetes, Eurotiales, Aspergillaceae. The record is from RefSeq and is a predicted model, not a curated record.
AUGGAACUAAAAAUAAAACCCCACCUAUCACUCCUCCUCCUCCUCCUCUCCGUGGCCAUCGCCUGGGCAGCCCCCAUCCAAAGUCCGAUUUCGACCCUCCACACCCGCCAGGAACUAGGACCAGAAGCAGAUGCAGAAGCAGAAGCAGAAGCCGAACCAGAAGCAGAAGCUCUGGACUCGCUGCUGCCAUCGCCGUUUGAUUCACCAUUGGACUUGCCGUUGCCUCCGUUGCCUAAGCCCGAGCCUCUAGAUGUCGAUAGCAUGCUUGCGAAUUCGCCGCUUAGUGACUUUUACAAAAUGAUCAAGGAGGAGGUUAAAGGUAUGACACCCGCUUGGUUUGCCCACGGGUCUCCUUGGGCUGGAGUUGGUUUGAUCGGGUUUACUGUUGGUGGUUGGGUCUUUCAUUUCGCUCGGUGA